UGAUAUUCUCUAGCCUCUACCAACUCCUAGAGCCCAACCCUUGUUUGCCUCUCACACUUACCUGUAAAUGCUAUAAAUACCAGUGUCCAUGCCUGAGGGACACACAACACAACUCAUCUAGAGAUACUUUGUUAGAACACUUAAAGCUCAACAGCCAUGGCUUUACGUGCCUUCUCAUAUCUCCAUCUCUUCACUAUCAUUGUUUCUCUUUCUCUAGCAAAAGUAACUUAUUCUGCAACUCUUUCCUCUACUUUCUAUGACAAAGUAUGUCCCAAGGCUUUGUCCACCAUUAAGGGAGUGGUGGAGGAUGCAGUGAACACAGAGAGUCGCAUGGGAGCUUCCUUGCUUCGCCUCCAUUUCCAUGACUGUUUCGUCAAUGGCUGUGAUGGUUCAGUCCUUCUGGACAACUCAACUAACUUUGAUAGUGAGAAGAAUGCCUUACCCAAUGUUAACUCUGCAAGAGGAUUUGAAGUUAUUGACAAGAUUAAAUCCCAGGUUGACAAGGUCUGUGGAGGCUCUAUUGUAUCAUGUGCCGAUAUCUUGGCUGUUGUAGCCCGAGACUCCGUGGUUGCGCUUGGAGGCCCAACAUGGGAUGUGCAGCUUGGGAGGAGAGACUCGACUACGGCAAGCCGGACAGCCGCAAACAAUGGCAUCCCUUCACCAGCUUUGGACCUCUCUGGCCUCAUCAACAACUUCAAGAAACAAGGGCUAGACACCCAAGAUUUAGUUGCACUAUCUGGGGCACACACUAUUGGUUCUGCAAAGUGUGGUGUCUUUAAGAACCAUGUCUACAAUGAGACCAAUAUUGAUCCCAACUUUGCUAGUGCACGGAAGUCGACUUGCCCUUCUUCAGGUGGUGACAAUAAUCGUUCUCCCUUAGACCCCACAUCUUCAAAAUUUGAUACACAAUAUUUCUCAAACUUGGUAAAGAGAAGGGGGCUCCUACACUCGGACCAAGCAUUAUAUAGUGGUGGCUCUGGAACCACUGAUGCACUAGUAAAGAGCUAUUACUCAAACACCAAGACUUUUUAUGCUGAUUUUGCCAAGUCUAUGAUUAAGAUGGGAAACAUUAACCCUCUGACUGGAAAGAAGGGCCAAAUUAGGGUGAACUGUAGGAAGGUGAACUAAUGAAGCUAGAAAGAACACUACCUCUAUUUUCUGUAUUAAUUUUUAUUUUUGGUAAAUCAUUUCUGUAUUAGUUUGGCUUGUAACAAGUGGGUUAUCUAAGAGAUACCACAUUUAAUGUAAUAAUAAAAAAAAAUUACAUUAAAGGGACAAAUUAAAAACUCCUUGAUCAACAAGAAGUUUAAGUUUUAAGUGCAUU
Macadamia integrifolia is the source of this 1324-nucleotide messenger RNA. RefSeq names its product cationic peroxidase 1-like. The transcript has 3 exons. Gene Ontology annotation, molecular function: heme binding; peroxidase activity. Gene Ontology annotation, biological process: hydrogen peroxide catabolic process; response to oxidative stress. NCBI's taxonomy places the organism in Eukaryota, Viridiplantae, Streptophyta, Magnoliopsida, Proteales, Proteaceae. The coding region runs from base 157 to 1128 and encodes 323 amino acids. The record is from RefSeq and is a predicted model, not a curated record.